AUGCCGGAAUCCGACCUUAAGCGAAAGCGCGCCCGAGUCGCAUGUGAACCAUGCCGGGAGCGCAAAAGAAAAUGCGACGGCGCCGAGCCUUGCACUACUUGCCGUCAAUGGGGCUACGAUUGUCACUACAAACGUCAAACACCACAGAAGCGCCAUGCUCACCAACAGCCUCCGAGUGAAGACUCGCCAACGCUAAGGCCCCCACAGCAGAUUGAGUCAGUGGAUACGCACGGGCUGGAUCGUCGAUUGUGGGCAAACUCCGGUGCAGCAUUUGUUCGGAGAAUGGGCCUAAAUAUUGAUCCUGCGAAAGCACCAAAACUAAGCCUCUUUGGUUGGAAUAUUGGAAAGCGACAACUAUCAUCUGAAUCUCAGGUCGUCCACCCCGUGCUGUCAAUUACAGAUAUCACAUCCUUGCAACACAUGAGGACCCUUGCUCAGGUCUACUUUGCCAAGAUCGGUCCAUGCUAUGGGUUUAUUGAUUCAUUUCGAUUUUAUGAGCGGCUGGAUGCUAGAUGGCAGUCUCCUACAGGGAGUGAUCUAUAUGACAGUGUUCUCGGUGGUGUCGCUGCACUAGGUUGUUUGUUUUCCCAGCGAAACAUGACUAUCACUGAAUUACAUCUUGUCGGAUCGGCACUUUCUAUUCUCGACACGCACGUUUUGACUGGUACUCCUCCCGUCGACCUGCUUCUUGGAUGGACGUUGCGAGUCAUCUACAUGCGAAUGACAGAUCUACCCCACUCAACAUGGAUGGCGAGUUCGAGGUUGAUGCAUCUGGUGGAAGCUGCGGGAUUCCAUUUAGAGUCCACUGAUUCGGUCUUUCCGCGCAGUAUUGACGCGGGGUUUGAUCGAAACAUCCAAAGACGACUCUUCGGCGUGGCACUACAUCUUAAUUUGUGGACAUCCUAUGAUCUCGGUUUAUCAAGAGUGACCUUUCAAAAGAAUGAUUUGCCAUUGCUUCCAUCGACCAUUGAGGGCGAUUACACGCAUGAGGUGCUGGGACUUCUUCCAUUAUCGGCGAGCCUAGACCCAGGAAAGCCGAAAGAAGAUGAGAUGAAGCUUGAAGACACGCUUUCUCAGAUCCUAGAAAGAGUUCAUAAAGAGCCUCCCUCAACCAUGGCGCAAUGCAAUCUUGUGCUUUGCAUUCUGCGCAGAAUCCAUACACAGAAUCUUGAAAUAUCUCCUCGUCUCGCAGAGAAAGCCUUGUCGUUACUGAAGAAGGGACUUACUUGCUCACGCACUAUGGUAAGUGACUGCAGUCCCUGGCAACAUAUGGCAAAUGUACCUUUCCACAUCAUAUGUGUCUUGCUCGUGAUGGACACACGGCAUUCACUAGCGAUGCUCCCCGAAGCAAUGCAUACAUUGAAGCUCGUUACAUCCACUUACGAUACAAAUACCAUGAGAGAAGCUUGGAGCGCGGCUCUCUUGCUAGUCAUGCUGCAUCAACAGCGGAGGAAAGAUGACAUUGCAAUCUUCAAUCACGUCAUGAAUAUGGAGGAGCAGGAAAAUCCAGCUGGACCACCCUUGCAAGAAUUUCCAAGCGCCGAAGAGUAUUCAUGGCUAGGUGCUUUAGUCGCUGAUCUACCUAGUUUGCAAAGGGAUGACCUUGAUCAAUUUCUGAAUUCGGAUAUGAUUGAUAGUACAAGUUUCUUGGGUGGAUCCGGAUGA
Messenger RNA from Penicillium griseofulvum, 1665 nucleotides. RefSeq lists its product as uncharacterized. Gene Ontology annotation, biological process: response to xenobiotic stimulus; regulation of DNA-templated transcription. Gene Ontology annotation, molecular function: DNA-binding transcription factor activity, RNA polymerase II-specific; zinc ion binding. The coding region runs from base 1 to 1665 and encodes 554 amino acids. Lineage: Eukaryota; Fungi; Ascomycota; Eurotiomycetes; Eurotiales; Aspergillaceae. The record is from RefSeq and is a predicted model, not a curated record. The transcript has a single exon.